Alosa sapidissima (American shad) is the source of this 6766-nucleotide messenger RNA. It is a transcript of the gene jph3b, whose product is annotated as junctophilin 3b. Gene Ontology annotation, cellular component: plasma membrane; junctional membrane complex; endoplasmic reticulum membrane. Lineage: Eukaryota; Metazoa; Chordata; Actinopteri; Clupeiformes; Clupeidae. The record is from RefSeq and is a predicted model, not a curated record. The transcript is spliced from 5 exons. Bases 1544 to 3793 code for a protein of 749 amino acids. Gene Ontology annotation, biological process: regulation of synaptic plasticity.
CACAGAGAUGGGUAUGCAUGUGUUCCUGUUUCUUGAACUGCAGACAUAGAGAGAGAGAAAGAAAGAGAGAGAGAGAGAGAGAGAGAGACAUAAAUGUGCGCCUGUUUCUUUAAGAGAAGGGAGAAAGUGUGUGCGUGUGAGGGGGAGGGGGAAUGGGCUGGGUUGGAACAGUCCUCCUCUAAUGAGCAGAUUUGAGAGACACCAGAAAGAGAGAGAGAGAGAGAGAGAGAGAGAGAGGGAGGAAAUAAGACGACGACAAACGACAGCUAGAGGGGAAAAAAGCUUGCCGAGAGCAGUUUGAUGGGGAGCACAGGACCCACACACUCACAGAAAGCAGCAUAACAGCGCAGGAUUGUGGAUAUUUCGCCUCAACCGCUGAGGAAAAGAGACGCAACACCCGGAGAGGGAGAGAGGGGAAAUCAGAGAGACAGAGAGGGAGAGAUGCGGGGAGAGCUGAAACAACAGAGCUGGGGUAGGAGAUGAGGGCAGAGGAGAGGAGAAAUUAAUCAGGUGUUUUUGUUGUGGAGGAUCUGCGCCAGCACCACUGAGCGUGUGUGUGUGUAUGCGUGCCAGCAUAUGUGUGUGUGUGCAGCAGGAGUGUGUGAGUGUGUGCGUGGAUCACACUCCGCAGUGCUGUUUUCCUAAAGGAGAGCGCAAAGCCAGCGCAAGCCUCAUCUCUCCCUCUCCAGUCACCCCCUCUUCCUGCUCUCCCUCUCUCUCUCUCUCUCUCCAUCUGUCCGUCUCUCUCGAGCGGCGGUGCAGCAACAUCAGCAGGCGGCGGGCCGGUCGGCUGGGAUGACCGCGCGCCGGAGACGCCUCAGUCCCAGCCCCUGCCUCGCCAUCAGCAUGGAUUUAUCAUUCUCAUAACGCAUCGGAUGCUACCACGACUCUGCCUCUUGUACCUCGGUGGUUGUUGCCUGCUGCUGCAUGAUCCUAUAUCAGCCCACCGGGAUGCUGCUGCUGCCGCCGCUGCUGCUGCUGCGUGAUGAGGUUGUUUAUAACCCAUGGGAUGUUGUGUCGUAACUCGGCGGAAGGCGUGUGAUCAUUUGCGGGAGCGGUGCGGUGUCUGGCCUGCGUCGCGCGGAGCUCCAGGCGUCUGACGCAGGAGGGGGGGCUGCUGCUGUUGCUGUUGCCGAGCGGCCCAACGUCAGAAGGGCCAGUGGGGCUUGGAGAGAGAGGAGGGAGAGGGGGAGCUGAGGAGGAGACGAGGCGGAGGGAGGGGGGGGACACAUGGCAGGUCUUGGCUUCCUCCUCAGCUUGAGCCCCCUGGGCCUCUGAUCCGAGUUGGAGUUUAGGCCGCAGUAGUUAGAGGCGGAGGGGAGAAUGGUCUGAAACUCUCACGCUUUUCCUCAGGGGGUGGGGGCACCACCUGUGGGGGGGUUAGCUACUGCACCUUCCUAUCACAGCUCUUCCUAUUCGUAACCUCUCGACAACACUCAGUCCACUCAUUAGAGCUCGCUUAGAGAUCCCUUUACUUUUCUUAUCGCUUUCUUUUCUUUUUUUUUUUUGAGGUUUGGGGUAUUUGCCAAAACCUAUUUCAUGCAUGUCCACUGGGGGCAGGUUCAACUUUGAUGAUGGGGGGUCAUACUGUGGCGGCUGGGAAGAGGGCAAGGCCCACGGACAUGGGAUCUGCACGGGCCCCAAGGGCCAGGGAGAGUACUGCGGCUCGUGGAGCCACGGCUUCGAGGUGCUGGGCAUGUACACCUGGCCCAGCGGGAACACCUACCAGGGGACAUGGGCCCAGGGCAAGAGGCACGGCCUGGGCGUGGAGAACAAGGGCAAGUGGGUUUACAAGGGCGAGUGGACCCACGGCUUCAAGGGCCGUUACGGCCUGCGGGAGAGUACCGGGACCAGUGGCAAGUACGAGGGAACGUGGAACAACGGCCUGCAGGACGGCUAUGGAACGGAAACGUACUCGGACGGAGGUACGUACCAGGGCCAAUGGGUGGGUGGCAUGCGGCACGGUUACGGGCUGCGUCAGAGCGUCCCGUACGGGAUGGCGGCUGUCAUCCGCUCCCCGCUGCGCACCUCUAUAAACUCCCUCCGCUCCGAGCACAGCAACGGCUCUGCCCUGCUGCCCGACAGGAUGGGGGGCGUGGCGGGGCCAGCAGGGGGCACUCCGGGCGGCAUGGCCACCAGCCCGUCCGUGUCGCGCGGCGGCUUUGUCCUGACGGCCCAGAGCAGCGAGACGGAGCUCCUGGGGGCAGCGAAGAGGCGCGGGCUGUUCCGGCGCUCCCUGCUGUCUGGCCUGAAGCUGCGCAAGUCCGAGUCGCGCAGCUCGCUGAGCAGCCAGCGGAGCAAACAGAGCUCGUUCCGCAGCGAGGCCGGGAUGAGCACGGUCAGCUCCGCAUCCAACGCCUCCGACGUCAACUCCACCAUCAGUCUGGGAGAUGGCGAGUCGGAGCUGGCCGCUGCUGAGGUCAUCCCCGACGACGUGGAUGCUACGGCAACCGAGACGUACGCGGGCGAGUGGAAAAACGACAAGCGCACGGGCUGCGGAGUUAGCCGGCGUUCCGACGGACUGUGCUACCAGGGCGAGUGGCUUAGCAACAAGCGUCAUGGAUAUGGAUGCACCACAUUCCCCGACGGAACCAAAGAGGAGGGCAAGUACAAACAGAACAUUCUGGUGAGCGGGAAAAGGAAGAACCUCAUCCCGCUCCGUGCCAGUAAGAUCCGAGAGAAGGUGGACCGAGCAGUGGACGCCGCUGAGAAGGCUGCGGAUGUCGCCAAGCAGAAGGCCGAGAUCGCCCAGUCCAGGACGUCCCAUGCUCGGGGUAAGGCGGAAGCUGCCGUGGGCGCCUCCCUAAAGGCCCAGGAUGAGUGUCGUCUAGCCCGGCUAACCGCAAAAGAGUUCAGCCCCUCCUUCCAGCAGCGCAGAAAUGGUGUGGAGUGCCAACGUCCGAAGCAGCAGGUGUCCAGCGAGAACGAGCUGGAGGUUCAGUCCAGUGGCACGGCGGACAGCCCUGACCUCUACUCUAAGACCACACCUCCCACCUCAAGCCCUCCCACCAGUCGGCCGUCCUCCCCCAAGAGCUCCGCCCACCGGCGCAAGAGCGCUCGCUUCCUGCGGCAGACCGCAGUGGACGACGACCAGGCCGGCGGAGGAGGAGGCGGGGGUGGUGGUGGCGCCACGGAGAUCCAGGUCCUGAUGGAGGGGUCGCGUGGGGGGGCCCGUGGGUCAGCACAGGACACACACAGCAACGGACACAGCAAGCAUCCGGCCAAUCACAGGCCCCGAGAGCACGGCUCCUCCUCCUCCUCCUCGUCCAAUCACAGGGCAGGGGUUCGAGGCUCGCGGAGCGGCCACCGGCUCCUGCAGCAGAGCGGCGGCGAGGGCCUGGGUCAGCUGGACGAGGAGAAGCUGAGCAACUACGAGAUCGAGAUGCGGCCGCUGCAGCCGCGCGACGCCGCGCAGAAGCACCACGGGCACGCGCACGGACACGAGGAGCGUCACCACGGCGACGCGCACUCCUCGCACGCGCAGCAGAGACAGCGGGCCAAGCUCCGGGAGCGCGAGCGGGCGCGCGAGUGCAGCAAGGACAGAGGGGGCGCGGGGGGCGACUCGGAGUCGAAGCAGGACGCCCGAGGCGGAGGAGAGAAGCCGGACGGUCGGCCGCUCCGCAGGGAUCUGACCCUCUCCCCCCCACAGAAGUCCAGUCCCAUUGCACUAGAACAAGAUGACUUCAAGACCACCCAGCUCAAAACUAAUGGGGGCUCCAGCUCCAUCCUGGUUGUCAUGGUGAUUUUGCUCAAUAUAGGAGUGGCCAUCUUGUUUAUUCAUUUUUUUAUUUGAACUCUUUGGUCUGGGAUGGGAUGGCCCACCCUCCUCACGUGUCUCACUGCGCGGAUGGACAGAAGAUCAGACGGAUGGACGAAUAAACGGGCAGGUGGACUGACAGACGAGUAAUUAAAGGAGGAAAGAGAAGGAAUGAAUCUGACAUUGACAAAACAAACACCCGCGCGCACGCGUGUUUGGUUGGUCUCACACACACACACACGCAGUGACACGGACCCACUCGCGCAGCAGGAUGUCUAGAUGAACUGACCAGGCCUGCAAGCCUGAAUAUGCUGGAACGUUCAGCUCUGGGUGUCAUUCCACAGUCACUGCAUCCUUUGUAAAAGACUUGUAGUUAAACUUAUCCAUUUAUACAGUACAUGUAUUAAGUUAUCCAUUUAUGCUUUUCUGUAUGAUAUUCUUCUGUUUUGGUUUUGGUUUUGUUUUGAAACUUUCCUGCCUUUCCAAUGCAGCUGGUGGCUUUGAUGUUCUUAUGGAGUUGAGUGUGUGCUAUCAUGAGGGACAAGUUACUCUUAUAGGGGUGUGUAUAUCUUUAUGUUUGUGUAUGUAAGUGGGAGGGGAGUGUGUUGUUAUAUGAUGUGUGUGGUGUCACGUGAGGAGAGUGUUUUGAAAUUACAUCAGUAGUGUGUGUGUGUGUGUGUGUGUGUGUGUGUGUGUGUGUGUGUGUGUGUGUGUUUAUAUAUUAUGUUGGGAGGGGAGAUUUGAAAAGUCUCAAUGAUUGAAAAACAGUUCUCUAAUUUCAUUUCAUCUCAUCUCUCUCUCUCUCCCUCUUCCCCUCACUGCAACCUCUCAUCCCUCUCACCAGUUAUCUUGCAUCAUCUCUCCUACCCCCCACCCCACCCCCCCAUCCAACCCACCACACUCUCUUCCUGUCCACCUCCACUCUGACAUGCCUGUAUGCCAUGCAUAUAAAUGAAUGUGUGUCUCUGUCUGUAUGUGUGGGUCUCUGUGUGUGUGUGUGUGUGUGUGUGUGUGUGUGUUUGUGUGUGUGUGUGUGUCUGUCUGUCUGUCUGUGUGUGUGUGUGUGUGUGCUGAGGUCUGAAAUAGGACUACCUCUCUUGGAGCAUCAGCUAGAAGAGCCUCCUGGUCCCCUCACGCCUGGUCAGCCACUCCCACAGAAUGUACAUAACCAUGGCAACCUGCUGUUACCCAAGGUAACCAGGGGGAGCCAGUCCAUAUCCAGACCAACUUGUUAGCAUGAGGAACUCUACGCUGCAGGAAGGCUGUAGUCCAUCUGCAUUGUAUGUGUGUGUGUGUGUGUGUGUGUGUGUGUGUGUGUGUGUGUGUGUGUGUUUGUUAGCUUUGUGUUGUCAUCUGAUUUAUCUGAAACAUUUUUCCAGUGAUGGUCAGAUGGGAGAUCUUAAGUCUUAAGGUGAGCCGCAGACCCCACUCUCUGUUACCAGCAGAGGGCGCUGUUGAGCUCCUCCUCUGCAGACCUUCGGUGUGACGGCUGCAGUUCUCUUCCUGCCAGAUGGUCCCGCCCACUCAUUUUAGCCAAUCACAUUGCAGCACCCCGUCUCUACCUCUCGCUCACUUUCCCCUCUCUGAUAAUGUUUCUUCUUCAAGUUCACACACACAUAUACACAAACACACACACACACACACACACACACAGACAAACAUACACACCCCUGGCUACCUUGUGUAUGACAGAUGCAGGACUUCAUUGUGGAUGGUCAGAGACUGUUAUGUUCCAACUGCUGCUUUCAAGAACACUAUUUAUGAAAAAAGAGCAUUUAAAAAACAAUGCAAAAAAAGUUUUUUAGCUGUUUGCAAGACAUCUGAAAAGAACGCUGAAUGCCUUGUUUUUUAAAACAACAAAAAAGUUGCAUGCAAACGUAUGUUUUAGUUUUGUAUAGACAAAUUAUGGGACAAAAAAUAUAUAAAGUUAUUAAACUGCUCUAGUUUUGCAAUUAUUGUGGGAACAGAAAAAAGGUGGGAAUAAUUUAAAUGCUUUGAAAUGGUGUCUAUUUUGGGGGGCGGAUGUGCAUAAGGUUAGCUCAGUCCAGAGGCGCAUUGAGGCACCACACCAAGGUGAACAUCCUGCUGCCAAAUCAGCCGAGACAGCAGGUGGGCACUCUGGAACUGAACACAAACUCAGACAAACACACACUAGUACACAAACACAUAUACACACACACUCACUCACUAGCGCGCACACACACACACACACACAUCAAAGCAGAUGGGAAGAGUGUGUGUAUCAUGUGCUCUGCAGCAGAGAGACAGAUAUGUCAACCUCCACAACUACAUCCCUCACAUAACAUCACUCAUGCCUCAUCCAUACUCUGUGCUCUCUCUCCCUCCCUCCCUCCCUCUCUUUGUUCCUUUCUUUCUCCCACCCUCCUGUCAUUCGCUUCCCUAUUCUAUUCCCUCUCUCCUCUGUUCACAUCUAUCUCCACUUCUCCGUCCAGCAUAACAGAACAUCACUAGAAAGAGCUGCUGUGUGCUUAUGUGCAAGACAGAAAUAUGCAUCUGUGUCAAGUGUGUGUGUGUGUGUGUUAGUGGAAGUUGACAGUCCAGGGGUUUGUAGUGUACCUGGCCAGCUACAGUGCUUCACCAACUCCAGGUUGUGCCCCAGAGCACAGCAGACACUGGAAUGGAUUAGGACCCAGGAGGCAGUCAAGUGAAGUCAAAAUAGGUCAAAGGUCAUCUGUUACAUGUGUGGCAGGUUCCUCAUUGCAGGGUUUUGGUCGUCUUGGGUCAUGCAGUAGAGGUCAGGUCAAAGAGGUCAGAGAAGAGUAAAGAGGCUGACAGUGAGUUUUGCUCUAAACUGGAGUGUGUGUGUGUGUGUGUGUGUAUGAGAGGGUCCUGAGUUCAGUUGUGUUUUUUAUUGUAACCCUGGAGAUAUCCCAUGGUUCUCUGCGCCUGCCGCAUGCCUCAGCAUGCCUGUUUUUCUCUCGCCUCUGCUUUCUUUCUUUAUCCCUUUCUUUUUCUCUUUCUUUCUUUAUCCCUUUCUUUUUUCUCUCU